AUGGCCACACUGCCUCACACCACCGCCGCCGCCGCCUCAGCUCUCGGAAAACCCACCUCUCUCACUUCCACCGCCACCACCAAACCCCUACCUCAUCUCUCCUUCCCUUUCUCCCCAUCCAAAACCCUAACCCUAACCGCCAAAACCACCUCAAUCAAAUCCGCCGCCCCAUCCUCCUCCGAUCUCUCCACCACCACCGUGACCACCACCACCACCACCUCCAUCUCCACCACCCCCCAAACCCUCAAGUCCCGCCUCCAAAACGGCGACACUCUCUACGGCAUCUUCCUCCUCAGCUUCUCCCCCACCCUCGCCGAGAUCGCCGGCCUCUCCGGCUACGACUUCGUCGUCGUCGACAUGGAGCACGGCCCCGGCGGCAUCUCCGAAGCCCUCUCCUGCCUCCGCGCCCUCGCCGCCACCCAAACCCCGGCCAUCCUCCGCCUCCCGGAAUCCUCCGCCACCUGGGCCAAGAAAGCCCUAGAUCUCGGCCCCCAGGGGAUCAUGUUCCCCAUGAUCGAGAGCUCCAAGGAGGCCGAGAAAGCCGUCUCCUACUGCCGCUUCCCUCCGGCCGGCAUCCGCGGCUCCGCCCACACCGUCGUGCGCGCCUCCAGCUACGGCAUCGACGAGGGGUAUUUAAGUAAUUACGACGACCAGUUGCUGAUCAUGUGCCAGGUGGAGAGCGAGCAGGGCGUGAAGAGAGCGGAAGAGAUCGCGGCCGUCGAAGGUGUAGACUGCGUGCAGAUGGGGCCGUUGGAUCUGAGCGCGAGCAUGGGGUACCUGUGGGACCCGGGGAACAAGAAGGUCCGGAACGCGUUGAAGGGCGCCGAGAAGGCCGUGCUGGGCACCGACCCGCUUGUGGGUGGGGCCUACUUGUGUGGGUUCGCUAUGCCCCACGAUGGGCCCCAGGAUUUGAGGACACGUGGCUACCACAUGGUGUCGGGUUGCGUCGACGUCGGGCUGUUUAGGAGCGCCGCGGUGGAGGACGUGAGGAGGUUUCGGUUGAGCUUGAUCAACGGCUCUGAUGAUGAGGAGGAGCACGGUAACGAUGCUGAUGAGAAGUACUGGAGCGAGUGA
This is a messenger RNA of Fragaria vesca subsp. vesca, 1074 nucleotides long. RefSeq names its product 2-keto-3-deoxy-L-rhamnonate aldolase-like. The record is from RefSeq and is a predicted model, not a curated record. Gene Ontology annotation, cellular component: cytoplasm. NCBI's taxonomy places the organism in Eukaryota, Viridiplantae, Streptophyta, Magnoliopsida, Rosales, Rosaceae. The transcript has a single exon. Bases 1 to 1074 code for a protein of 357 amino acids. Gene Ontology annotation, molecular function: aldehyde-lyase activity.